Molecule: messenger RNA, 753 nt
Organism: Macrosiphum euphorbiae (potato aphid)
Lineage: Eukaryota; Metazoa; Arthropoda; Insecta; Hemiptera; Aphididae
Source: the annotation of a GenBank genome assembly
AUGUCUCAAUCAAUCAUCAAGCAGCGAUUUGACACGAUCGAAUUCCUCAAAUGCUAUAAGAAACACCCUUGUUUGUGGGAUAAGGCCCUACCAGACUUUCGGAAUCGAAAAAUGAGAGAUGCGGCUGAAGAAAUGUUGUUACCGAUUUCAAAACUUUCAAAUAUUAAAGAACUACGUUCUAAAAUCAGAAGCAUUAGAGGAACAUACAACCAAGAAGUGAAUAAAAUACACAUGUCAACGAUAACAGGAUGUGGAAAAAAAGAUAUAUAUAUACCAAAAUUAAAUUGGUUUUCAUAUGCAGACAGUUUCUUAAGAAAAAACUUUGAACAAUAUAUUAUGGAGACUGAAUCAAAUUUAAUAUUAAAUGAUGAAAUCAAUACAGAUGGAACAUCACAAAAUUGCAAUAAUGAAGAACACAAAGUUACUAAAUACAUGCCAGAAGAGGAUUUAUCAUUCCAAGUACAGCCAAAAAAAAGACCUUUGCAAAACCGAAACAUUUUAAAAUCUAGUGCCACUAAAAUUCUAAAAAUAAACAAUUCUUUAGAUGAAGCAGUGAAAGUAUUAAGAGAAGUAAGUUCAUCAUUAUCACGUUUUUCAAACACCGAAUUUACCGUAUUUGGACAACUUGUUGCUAGCCAAUUGGCUCAAGUACCUUUAGAAGAUGCACUUCAUCUUCAGCAAGAAAUUCUAACUAAAAUAAAUGAGUCACGGCUUAAGCAUAUUCGUAACUCUAUGAACAAUUCUUCACUUUAA